UGCCUCUAGUAAACAAAGAAGUGUUUCCGUGAAUUAUCGUCCAUUCUAAUUGAAUUUAAAUACCAGCCAGGAAAAGAGCCUAUAAUAAAUAUCGAUGAAAGGCUAAAUAGGCUUAUUAUCGUGGAGACUUUCGCCCUAAACACGGGGAGAUGACUCAGAACGCAUUCAAGUGUUUCAUUUCCCAAUUGGAGUGAUUUGGUUGUGUCGCUUGGGACAUUCCUUACACGCCGGGGCCCUUAUCUCUGCCGAGGGAGGCCCGGAAUUGCACAAUAAAUCAACGCAGACUCGCGUUAUCAGCUCUUCGCUGUAAUUUUGCUACAAUCUUGUAAACAAUACGCAAAAACAAAGAGAGUGACCAGUGAAUUGUUUUGAGCAAUGCAUCAACGUUAAUGAUGGUGGCGACGGGCGAGAAUUAGUCAACCGUGGAAGGAACUGAUAAAAAUGGGCAGCAAUCGGCGCCAAGUGUAGCAAAGAAUGAACAGUUUGUCGUGAACAUGGAGAGUGGACAGCGUAAGAAAGUGCCCAGUGCCUCGGAGAAGGAUGUGAUUUUGCGCGCAUGGAAGAUUUCUGAUGAUGUUGCUGUAAUCAAAGAUGUCGCCACCAAAGGAAGCUACAUUGAUUUAUGUGUUGAAUACCUGGCCGGCAAACGUCGCAUAUCAUUGGAAGAAAGUCGAAAAUAUUUCGACCACCAUGUCGAUAUCUAUGUCACCCGCCUGCUGAAAGAAAGACUCAUCUGCAAAGCACAAGACGUACUCCAAAACAUUGGAAGAAAUGUCGAGCAUGUGUAUUUCCAGUUAGCCCAUUCGACGGGAGAUUUAUCCUUAAAAAUCGACCUUUUGGAACACCUGAGAAAACGAGAUCCGAAAGAUUUUGAGAGACGUUCAAAAGAAUAUGAAGUUCAAUGUCGAAUGCUGUUGGAGAUUGCGAAAAAUGAAUCGCUAAUGCGGAGAAUCACUCAAAGCAUAGGCGACUUGAAGUUAGAAAAUCUCUACAGCCAAGGGGAGGAUUUCCGAAAACGUUUAGUGGCGUCAGUGUACUACGAGUUACGAGUCGAUUGGCUUAUUCCACUGCUUGAUCGAAUACAAGCUUGGCGUUAUUUAGUAUCUAAGGAGUUUUGCAAUGAGCUCUUGAUCUGGACUACGAUAUAUUACAGUAAAAAGUAUAGUUUAGAGAUCGAAAUCAGUACACAGUUACGGCCAACUUACUACGAUUGGGAAGUCGACGAUGAGAUGUUCAGAGAAGCUUUACAAAUCGUGAAACCACCUGAAGUAUUAAGGAAUAUGUUCGCUGCAAAUGGUUACAUCUUUCCAGACGAAAAGGAAAAUGUGCAGAAGAUUUUGUUAAGACUUUUUACAACGGAAAGCUUUUUGGAAAAUCGCAACCUAAUCAAAGAGCUCCCGCUCAUUCAAUAUAUAAUCAAAAAUGAUGACCUUAACAUCCUUUUGGAGGAGCCAAUCUUAAAUGCGGACCUUGAAGAUGUAAAACCUCAGUUUCCAAAUCGCGAAGAUGAUAUUGCUCUUCUUAUCUCUCUUAAAUCAUACGACAUAAAAGAUCCACACCAACUUGGGAAAGUUUCGCGAAGCGUAGGAAGCUAUCUCCAGAAAUUUCGGCCGAAUUUGUACGCCGACAACCCAGUGAUUCGUUUAUUUGAACUUUUAGCGGAUAAUGUUACGAUUGAGGAUAUGAAGAAGCCAGAAAACAUGGAAUUGCUCGAAAAACUUCCGUAUCUUGAAGAGACGAUCAAAAGAGCACAAUGUCCCCAACCAGAGUGUACAGUUACGAUGGAAGAUUUCCUGCAGAAAUUCAACAAAGUUAACCUGCGGCGAAUCACUGAAGAUUUGGGUGACGAGCUAGUCAGCUUUUCCAACGAAACACUCAGCAAGAAAUAUGCGUCAAAAAUACAGCUCAAUUAUUGUGAUUUCAUAAGGCAGAAUCGGAGUGCUUAUGCGGUGUAUUGCCAUUUGUUAGAUCAGUUUGGCAAUUAUUCAAAAAUUUCCAAGGCUCAGUUAUGCAUAUCUGCAGAGCACGUGACUGAAAUGGCUUUGAGAGCUAACCAUGAACCAGACUUUGUGCUCAGUUGCAUAGCUUUUGUUGAAAUGUUGGGUUUCGAUACGAAAGCAAUAAGAGCAUAUUUGAAACUGAAGCAGCUAUCAUGCGACACCAUUGACGAUAAAAUCACUCUUCCGGACCAAUUGAUUAAGAUCUCAGAAAGGAAAAUCAUCAAAGAUUAUCACAAAUCGUCUGGAGAAUUUCCAGUUCGUACAUACAAUGCCAUUGUUACAAUCGCGAAAAGUCUUCAAACUAACAUUUGGCCAGACAUUCAUAUUUCGGAUAUUGCCUCAGCGGAUAACUGGCUUCAUUUUGUACUUUUUGCUCAGUACUUUGACAUUCCACUGCCGCAUUUGGCGAAAUUUGCGAAGAUGUUCAAAUCGCCGGCGAUUGGAGAACACUUAAUUCGCGCUUUCUGUCAGGAUAAUGUAGUUGAGAAACCAAAACGACACCAAAGCUUUUCCAGGCAGGAGUUCAAGAGGAGAAGCAAGAAUUUGGGGGAUGAGAAAAAUAUGCAAGCAACAAGUAUGGACACUUUUACAUCUUCAUCAUCUGGAGACACCACUCAUCUUCAAAAAUCUCGGAAUCAAUUGAAACUCCUACAACAAUUCGAAGAAAAGGAUAUUUUCGCGGUUAUCUUGCUAAGUGCUGGUGAAUCCUCCGAAGAAGACAUCGGCUCAUACCAAAAGUUCAUUCAGAUAAUAAAUGAUAGACAGUCAUAUAGCAUGUCCCUGAAUCUCAUACGAAACGCCAUCACUUACAAUUUCCCAAUACUCGCCAUACUAGCUGCAGAUACUAAUGAUCGUAAUUUGAAUUGGUGCUGGGCAACGUGGCUGCUCACUUCUGUGAAUUUUGGGAAGAAAACCCAAAGAUGCAAUGAUGAAUUGGAAUUUUGCCUUUCUUUGAUCGAAUAUAGUGUCAAGACGCAGCAUGUGAGGACGCUGUAUCAAAGUUUUCAAAUAUUUUUCAAGGAUAGCGAAUUCAAUUAUUUAACGAAAUUCCUUCUCGAUACAUCAGAGCAUAUUUUUGAAGAUGAAACCGUCACUUGCCUUAGAUUUUAUUUCCAAGCUGUCAGCAACGAGAGCAUCACUCUGCCACUCACCGAUACCUUCCAAUAUAGUCUAAACGAUUUCAGCAUAAAGCUCAUCUUCCUCCACUUGAAAUAUAACUUCAGUUCGUCUCACUAUCGACAUAUGUUCCUAGACACUGUUUGCAAGGCAAAUUUAAGCAGACCGAGGCAUGAUUUUGAACUUCUCAAAAGAGUUACCGAAAUAAUUAUGUUCACGAAAGCUGAAAUUGACUACGAACGUCUGAUAACCGAACCAGGCUAUUCGAUUCGCAGUGAAUGCCGGAAAAUUUGUUCGUUUCUGGAAAACGUUAGAGAAUUCGAGAAAGCAAUCCAACUAGCAACAAUCUUGAACAUGACUAUAAGCAACAUUGUCUAUGCAAAGUGGGUCAACAGCGUCGAGGAAGGCCCUGGAGAACUAGAUCUAAGUCAAUAUGAAAAGGAGACUGAAACCUAUAUCCUGCCACCGGAAAUUCUCAUCAACUUCUAUCUCUACGUGUCUACAAGAGAUUUUAUCUCAGACAGUCAGAGAUAUCAUAUCCUCAAAAAAUCUCUAGACGUAAUAAAAAGCAAUCUUCAUCUGCCCAAUGAAUUUUUCGAUCGGGAUAAUGUCGAGUUUGAAAUGAUUCUCACAUAUCUGGAAAGUGAUCUGACUAUCGAUGACAUAGAGGUGUAUCAUUCAAACUACUAUGAGAAAGUUUUGGUGCAGGAACGUUGCGUUCUCUACAAGUCAUUUCCAGAACUGAAGGAGUUGUCUGGAGUUGAUAAUCUUAAAGCCAAAAAAGUUGAUUUAACGGAAACUACAAGACUGAAACUGGAAGUAUUAAUUUAUAGAUUACUGGAUGAUGGCGAUAUUGUUCAAGCGUUGCGACAGCAGGCAAUGUUCGAUUAUCGACCUAUAGAUCUGCACUUUAUUGUGUUCUGUAUGGCGAUGGCAGAAGGCAUAACGCAUAUUUACAAUUUACCGAAUAAUUUAAGGCAGUUAUUGAUUGACGUGGAAAACAAUGCACUGCAUUUCAAUAAGAGAAUAUUGGGAAGGAAUAAAAGUCAACAUGGUAUGGUACCACCCGCAAAGCCUCCAGUAGUGGACAGUGUAACAAACUUGGAAUUCGAAGAGAUUCCCUCUCGAGAGAAACAAGAAGUUUUGAAGGCUUUGCAGGGGAUUGUGUUUCGUUUAAAACAUGGCGUUGAUAUUGGUAAAAGGAUUUUGAUGGUGUAUAGAGCGGCCAUGCACUUGGAUAAGGAGUACUUGGAUGUGCUUAAGACAAAAGAUGCACUAUUCCUAUUGAAAAACGCGAUUGAAGAGGACUGUCUGGAGAAGUUGGUUGUGAUAAGUGAUAUUCUGAUGUCGAGUCAGAUGUCCGAGCAAGAGGUUGCCGACUUUUUAUCCGCAGAAAUCGCCACGGCUGUGAUAAGACCUCGUUUCUACAUUCUCAAUCCGACUCUGCCAACUAUCCAAACAAAUCUUUGGGGAUUUGAUUUGGAAAAAGAUUUUCAUCUUAUUCUCGAACUAGGCACAAAUAGUAUCCUUCUAGGAAACUGUUUGCUCGAUUAUUGUGAUGUUUUAAAAAUUUAUCGCAAGUACCAAGACAACAAAGACUAUGAACGGGAUCUUGAAGAAAAUCAGCAAGUUGUCAAUGCUUUUGAUAGCCUCAGGGAUAUCAUACGACGCUAUGGACUGCCAACCAACCAUUCCGGAACAUCACAGGUUUUGUCACAUAAAAAACAGAAUACAAUAUACGUAGAACUUCUCAUCAAGGCUCAUGAAUGUUUCGUGCAUGAACUGUGCAUGGAAGGGAUCGCGAAUGUGUUAAACAGAGCAAAAACCCUCAACUCUAUUCUAAGUGCCGCAAAAUCAUGGAACUUAAUUGUGAGAUUACUAACAGGGAUUGGUCGAUAUCGGGAAAUGUACUAUUGCAUCGAUACCUUGAUCAGCAACGACCAAUUCGAGUCCUUACUCGGACAGUUCGAUGAAGAUAAAGCCAAAGGACUUCGUCAAGCAAUCAUCCAAUAUAUUCAUGAGAUAUGCCCGCAAAACCGUGAAUAUUACCGUCUAACUGCCUUGCACUUUUCCAUGUUCAAGGAGCUAGCGGAAAUGUGGGAGACUGAGGGAAAUUCUACAUUCGCAAAAAUCAUAUCAAAUUAUCAGGUUGCUGAGGAUCCACCUCCGGCCAAGAACCAAGAGGACGGGAAGAUGUCGAAGAAAUCCAGGCUACGUUGUUCGAAUGAACUUCUAAUCGAUUUGAACCAUGCAAUGGAGAACUUCACUCAUGCCACUGAAAAUUUUUUGAUGGAUAACAAAUUGAAACUUGCUCAGAAGACUGUGGCUCAAGCUGAACUGGCUGCUAUGCAGAACCAUUUGGCGAGCGCGGCGCUGGCUGCAAACGAGGAAACUUGCAUAUGCGUUUUGAAUAUCCAAAAGUAUGCAGUCUUCAGAGAGUUGGUUAAUAAUUAUCUAAGUAUUCCCCAAGCUUUAAUAUUGCAACGAGCGUAUUCCUACGAAAUCGUCUGGUCCGAGGCAAUUCUUAAUCAAUACAUCCUCUUGGAUAGAAGAGACUACAUCGACGAUUAUUGUAACUAUUUUGACUUAAAAGAUAACACCAUUGAAAAUAUCGUGAAAAGCUUCCAAGUGCUAACUAAUGUGACCCCCGCCAUGGAAGAGAAUAUGUCGCAUGUCGUAGAAUUGGUGCAGUCGAUUAGUUUACGAUACAAACUCGCAUCUCUUUUAGGUUUUCGGAAAAUCAUUACGGCUCUUAUCAAUGAUCAAAGUCUGUACUACUUAAAAGAUACAAAUUACGGCCGUAAUGAGAUCGAUUUUAGCUGAGCGAGUUGAAAUUGUUUUGAAUGUUAUUUUAUGAAAAGAGAAAGUUUGCUUUUAUGUAAGUGUUUAUUCCUCAAAUUUGUAGUUUAUUUAUUCUGUUUUCAGUAUGUUAUUUAAAGUAUUUAAUGUCAAUUUUAUAUCAUCCGAAGCAAUAAAUCCAUUCAAAAUGG
Hermetia illucens (black soldier fly) is the source of this 6106-nucleotide messenger RNA. RefSeq lists its product as uncharacterized. NCBI's taxonomy places the organism in Eukaryota, Metazoa, Arthropoda, Insecta, Diptera, Stratiomyidae. Gene Ontology annotation, biological process: synaptic vesicle transport; axon extension; axo-dendritic transport. Gene Ontology annotation, cellular component: cytoplasm; dendrite; synapse. Bases 495 to 5939 code for a protein of 1814 amino acids. The record is from RefSeq and is a predicted model, not a curated record. The transcript has 9 exons.